Molecule: messenger RNA, 1506 nt
Organism: Cyprinus carpio (common carp)
Lineage: Eukaryota; Metazoa; Chordata; Actinopteri; Cypriniformes; Cyprinidae
Product: basic proline-rich protein-like
Exons: 1
Source: RefSeq, a predicted model, not a curated record
CCCCCCCCCCCCCCCCCCCCCCCCCCCCCCCCCCCCCCCCCCCCCCCCCCCCCCCCCCCCCCCCCCCCCCCCCCCCCCCCCCCCCCCCCCCCCCCCCCCCCCCCCCCCCCCCCCCCCCCCCCCCCCCCCCCCCCCCCCCCCCCCCCCCCCCCCCCCCCCCCCCCCCCCCCCCCCCCCCCCCCCCCCCCCCCCCCCCCCCCCCCCCCCCCCCCCCCCCCCCCCCCCCCCCCCCCCCCCCCCCCCCCCCCCCCCCCCCCCCCCCCCCCCCCCCCCCCCCCCCCCCCCCCCCCCCCCCCCCCCCCCCCCCCCCCCCCCCCCCCCCCCCCCCCCCCCCCCCCCCCCCCCCCCCCCCCCCCCCCCCCCCCCCCCCCCCCCCCCCCCCCCCCCCCCCCCCCCCCCCCCCCCCCCCCCCCCCCCCCCCCCCCCCCCCCCCCCCCCCCCCCCCCCCCCCCCCCCCCCCCCCCCCCCCCCCCCCCCCCCCCCCCCCCCCCCCCCCCCCCCCCCCCCCCCCCCCCCCCCCCCCCCCCCCCCCCCCCCCCCCCCCCCCCCCCCCCCCCCCCCCCCCCCCCCCCCCCCCCCCCCCCCCCCCCCCCCCCCCCCCCCCCCCCCCCCCCCCCCCCCCCCCCCCCCCCCCCCCCCCCCCCCCCCCCCCCCCCCCCCCCCCCCCCCCCCCCCCCCCCCCCCCCCCCCCCCCCCCCCCCCCCCCCCCCCCCCCCCACCCCCCCCCCCCCCCCCCCCCCCCCCCCCCCCCCCCCCCCCCCCCCCCCCCCCCCCCCCCCCCCCCCCCCCCCCCCCCCCCCCCCCCCCCCCCACCCCCCCCCCCCCCCCCCCCCCCCCCCCCCCCCCCCCCCCCCCCCCCCCCCCCCCCCCCCCCCCCCCCCCCCCCCCCCCCCCCCCCCACCCCCCCCCCCCCCCCCCCCCCCCCCCCCCCCCCCCCCCCCCCCCCCCCCCCCCCCCCCCCCCCCCCCCCCCCCCCCCCCCCCCCCCCCCCCCCCCCCCCCCCCCCCCCCCCCCCCCCCCCCCCCCCCCCCCCCCCCCCCCCCCCCCCCCCCCCCCCCCCCCCCCCCCCCCCCCCCCCCCCCCCCCCCCCCCCCCCCCCCCCCCCCCCCCCCCCCCCCCCCCCCCCCCCCCCCCCCCCCCCCCCCCCCCCCCCCCCCCCCCCCCCCCCCCCCCCCCCCCCCCCCCCCCCCCCUGCCCUCCCCCCCCCCCCCCCCCCCCCCCCCCCCCCCCCCACCCCCCCCCCCCCCCCCCCCCCCCCCCCCCCCCCCCCCCCCCCCCCCCCCCCCCCCCCCCCCCCCCCCCCCCCCCCCCCCCCCCCCCCCCCCCCCCCCCCCCCCCCCCCCCCCCCCCCCCCCCCCCCCCCCCCCCCCCCCCCCCCCCCCCCCCCCCCCCCCCCCCCCCCCCCCCCCCCCCCCCCCCCCCCCCCCCCCCCCCCCCCCCCCCCCCCCCCCCCCCCCCCCCCCCCCCCCCCCCCCCCCCCCCCCCCCCCCCCCCCCCCCCCCCCCC